AUGGCCUCCUUUGUUCCGCGCGCAGCAUUCCCUGCGCUCGACUCCCUCCCUCGAUCCUACUUCCUCGGCCAUCAUCGCGCUGGACUGAACAAAAUGAAGACUCUGCUCUCACAGAUCGACCUUGUGAUUGAGUGCCGUGAUUACCGGGUGCCUCUCACGUCUCGUAAUCCUCUGUUCGAAGAAGAGCUGGCUGGCAAGAAAAGACUGAUACUAUACACGAAGCAAGAUCUGGGAAGCGCAGGACGGCCAGAGGACCUACGUGCAGAACAAACCAUACAAGAUGUACAAAAGCCUACAGAUGUGAUGUUCUCGAACCACAAGGACAAAAGAUCGACUAGGAAUAUCUUGAAUUUUGCCCGUGAUCACGCCGUGACUAAAGACACUAUUGUGGGAUCCAGAGUAAUGGUUGUGGGAAUGCCCAACGUGGGAAAGUCCUCACUCCUGAAUGCACUACGAUCAGUGGGUGUCCAGAAGGGCAAAGUAGCAUCUACUGGAGCUCAGCCAGGUGUGACAAGAAAGAUUGGCACUACAGUCAAAAUCAUCGACGGUGGGCCAUCCGGCGAGGAUGUCUAUCUUCUCGACACGCCCGGGGUCUUCGUCCCGUAUGUUCCGAACGCCGAGUCUAUGCUGAAGCUGGCGUUGUGUGGUAGCGUGAAGGAUACCAUCAUUGCACCUACGACUAUGGCGGACUAUUUGCUGUUCCACAUGAAUAAGCAGGAUCCUCGAAUCUACCAAGAGUAUAUGUCACCUACCAACGAGGUUUGGGACCUCCUAGAAGCCGUGGCGAACAAGACAGGAAGGUUGCAAAAAGGUGGAAGUCCAGACGUUGAGGCAUCAGCAUUGUGGCUCAUCCAGCGAUGGAGAAGCGGACACCUUGGCCGGUUCCUCCUAGACGAUGUACACGGUGACCUCGAGAAUUUGAAAGAUGAACAUGAAAGAGCUAUAGGGACCAGUGCGAAUCAGGCUUGGAAGCAAGAGAAGAACAUCAGACGACAGAGGUCGAGAAACAUCUCAGUUGACCGUGAAUGA
Molecule: messenger RNA, 1029 nt
Organism: Bacidia gigantensis
Lineage: Eukaryota; Fungi; Ascomycota; Lecanoromycetes; Lecanorales; Ramalinaceae
Exons: 1
Coding region: 1-1029 (342 amino acids)
Cellular component (GO): mitochondrion
Molecular function (GO): GTPase activity; GTP binding
Source: RefSeq, a predicted model, not a curated record